AAAAGAAAUGGCUGUAUGUGAAAGUUAACAACAGUUGCUGUACAUGAUCGUUUCUCAGAUAUAUUCCUCCUCAUCUUAGGGCUCUCUUCUGCAUCAAUCUCGGAGAGAUCCAAAGUCUCUCUCUCUCACGCGCGCGCGCGCUCUCUCUCACACCCACCUCAUCUUCUCCUUAUUAUCAUGAGAAGAAAGAAAUACCCCAGAAUCGCACCAAAAUUACGGUUUUACUUCUUUCCGCUCUCUCGUUCUCUCUAUAUAGGGUAGGUUUCAGAUUUUCAGGUUCCAGAUUCUUAGGGUUUUAGCGGAUAAAGAGACGGAAGAGCGGGAGAGAGAGAGAUGGAAGGAUUUGACGGUGGGGAUGGGAUUGAUGGGAACCCUAACCCUAACAAUUUCCGGGAAUUCGGCGACGGGUCCUCAGAUAAUACUCGCUUUGACGCAUCACAAUAUGCAUUCUUUGGUAAGGAUGUUUUGGAGGAAGUUGAGCUGGGGGGAUUGGAAGAUGAUCAAGAUGAUGCUGCAUUAGUUGGCUUUGAAGAUGAUGAGUAUCGGUUUUCUUCCCUCGGGGAUAGAGAAGAGAAUGCAUCUGUAUGGAAGCUGCACCUCUCGCUUCUUACAGACAAUUGGUGAAGGCUUGGGAUCUUUAUCUGAUGUUGAUGAUCUUGCAAAUACUUUUUCAAUGAUAAACAAGGUUGUAAGUGGACCAAGCAGUGCAGGAAACAUUGGUGAUAGGGGAUCUUUUUCUAGGGAAAGUUCAUCUACUGCAGAUUGGUCGCAGGAGGCAGACUUUUCUAACUGGUUAGAUCAGCAGAUAUUAGAUGCUGAAAAUUUUCAGGAAGGCAAAAGAUGGUGGUCACAGCCACACCCUUCUUCCGCUCGUCUCGCGGAAUCCAAGCCAUUGUACAGAACAUCUUCAUAUCCCCAGCAGCCACAGGAGCAACAUGGCUCCAGUGAACCAAUUCUCCUACCCAAAUCAUCGUUCACUUCCUACCCUCCUCCUGGGGGUCGAUCUCAGGCAUCCCCGAACCAUUCACACCACCCAAACAAUCCACCCCCUCCUCCAGGACUCCAGAUGCCUUUAUCUGCACCGAAUCUCUCUCCUUUCUCAGGUCCACAGCUUAAUUUGCCUGGCCCACCUCAUGGUUUACACUAUAGUGGAAAUAUGCCUCAGUUCAACCCUCAAAACAUCGCCAUCAAUAGUCGACCACACAACCCAUGGCUGAACCAGUCCAACUUAUUCUCUGGGGAGCAUUCCAGUCUCUUGCCUGGCUUGUUACAACAGCAGUUACCUCAUCCAAAUGGAUUAAUGCCUCCACAGUUAUUGGCACAGCAACAACAGCAUAGGUUACACCAAGUCCAAUCUUCUUUGGCCCAUUUAUCUGCCAUUCAAUCUCAACUUUUUAACCAACAUCCUUCACCCCAACAUCUGAUCAACAAGUAUGAAGCGAUGCUUGGGGCAGCUGAUCUGAGAGACCAAAGGUCGAAGCCAACACAAAGAGGGAGGCACAACCUUCGUUUUUCUCAACAUGGCUCUGAUACAGGUAGCCAGAAGAGUGAUAAUGGAUGGCCGCAGUUUAGAUCCAAGUACAUGUCAGCUGAAGAAAUUGAGAGUAUUCUGAGAAUGCAACAUGCCGCUACUCACAGCAAUGAUCCAUACAUAGAUGACUACUACCACCAAGCUUGUCUAGCAAAAAGCUCCAAUGGGUCAAGGGUGAAACACCAUUUUUGUCCUUCUUAUGUAAGGGAUCUGCCUUCUCGAGCCCGUGCUACUGCUGAACCACAUGCUUAUCUUCAGGUUGAUGCUCUUGGGCGGGUUCCCUUCUCUUCCAUCCGCAGGCCACGCCCUCUCCUUGAAGUCGACCCUCCAUCUGCUCCCGGCGACAGUUCCUUCGAACAGAAAACUUCUGAGAAGCCCCUCGAGCAAGAACCGAUGCUGGCGGCCAGAAUCACUGUUGAAGAUGGCCUUUAUCUUCUUCUUGAUGUAGAUGAUAUUGAUCGGCUUCUACACUUCGGUCAGCCCCCAGAUGGUGGCUCCCAACUGAGGCGGAGGCGGCAGGUUCUGCUGGAGGGACUCGCUGCCUCGCUUCAGCUGGUCGAUCCACUUGGACCAGGCAAAUGUGGUGGCAACUCAGUGGGGUUAGCCCCCAAGGAUGACCUCGUGUUCCUACGCAUUGUUUCCCUUCCCAAGGGCCGGAAACUCCUCUCAAAGUACCUGCAGCUCCUCUUUCCUGGCAGUGAGCUUACACGGAUCGUCUGCAUGGCCAUCUUCCGUCACCUGCGGUUCUUAUUUGGUGGUCUUCCAUCUGAUUCAAGUGCUGCUGACACAACAGUAGGCCUCGCUAGGACAGUUUCUGCAUGCGUGCACAGCAUGGAUCUGAGUGCACUCAGUGCAUGCCUUGCUGCCGUUGUCUGCUCCCCUGAACAGCCACCGCUCCGUCCAGUAGGCAGUCCAGCUGGUGAUGGAGCAUCUGUCAUCAUAAAAUCCGUUCUUGAAAGGGCAACCGACCUUUUAACCAAUCCUCAUGCUGCCGGCAAUUACAGCAUGCCUAACCGAGCCCUCUGGCAGGCAUCAUUCGACGAAUUCUUUGGGCUGCUUACAAAAUACUGCCUUAGUAAGUACGACACCAUCAUGCAAUCCUUGAUGUUGCAGGCACCAAACACGGCCGUUAUUGGGGCAGAAGCAGCUAGAGCUAUAAGCCGGGAGAUGCCAGUUGAGCUUCUACGUGCAAGCCUUCCCCACACGGAUGAUCAUCAGCGCAAGCUAUUAUUGGAUUUUGCUCAAAGGUCCAUGCCUGUCACAGGAUUCAACACACACAGUGGCGGCCAGAUAAAUUCCGAAUCUGUACCUGGGUAGUACUUCAUGAAGAACAAACUAUGUAUGGUUUAAGAACACCAUCUUGUAUGCGAGUUCUCUACAUUGUGGUCGUUUUCUGAUGCUUUUGCACCCUGAAACGGAAUGUCGCUGGUGGGGUGUGGGCAGCUCUAGUGGUCAGUCAGUUUAGAUUUAUGGGUUUUUCUUUAUUUGGUUAUCUUCUCUUUUUUUAUUUUUCAUUUCUCUUAUGGAUGAACUUUUUAUAGUCGUAUGGCCAAUGUGUAUUAUGCUUCAACUUGUGUGGGAUACAAGUGGGCUAGAGGUUUUCUUCAAAGGGAGCUUGAUUUUGGUGUGCUCUGAAGAGAAACUCCAGACCCAAGUAGUAGUGUUACAAUGUACAGGGAAUAUUUCUGGGAGCCUUUUCUCUUUUCUAUUUUUUCAUCUUUAAAGGGAGAUAGGUGACCCACAAAUGGGAAGGAUUUUGGGAUUUGUGUUUUGGUUGGUGAGGAAGUUGGGGUAGGUACUGUGUACUGUUUCUACUACCUGUAAUAAUCACAAUGUACCUUUGUUAUAGACAGAUUGGGAAUUUUCGCCUUCUUUUUUU
This is a messenger RNA of Magnolia sinica, 3410 nucleotides long. RefSeq names its product protein PAT1 homolog 1-like. Gene Ontology annotation, cellular component: P-body. The transcript has 6 exons. Gene Ontology annotation, molecular function: RNA binding. Gene Ontology annotation, biological process: P-body assembly; deadenylation-dependent decapping of nuclear-transcribed mRNA. The record is from RefSeq and is a predicted model, not a curated record. The coding region runs from base 533 to 2848 and encodes 771 amino acids. NCBI's taxonomy places the organism in Eukaryota, Viridiplantae, Streptophyta, Magnoliopsida, Magnoliales, Magnoliaceae.